Molecule: messenger RNA, 4718 nt
Organism: Exophiala mesophila
Lineage: Eukaryota; Fungi; Ascomycota; Eurotiomycetes; Chaetothyriales; Herpotrichiellaceae
Exons: 1
Coding region: 351-4193 (1280 amino acids)
Molecular function (GO): protein binding
Source: RefSeq, a predicted model, not a curated record
UUCGUCACCAUCUUCAAUCUACGUGCGUCUGUGACUCUCAGCCUUGAUCGCCAGGCACGACUUUUACGAGUACGUCUGGUCUGUGAGCCACCACCCCAAGUACAAUAUUUCUAUCUACACCCUCUCUUGGUACGUGUAUCCUCUCCUUCACUACACGCCACUAAUACUUCACAGACAUCAAGACACUCCACUCUAGGGUGUCGUGGACUUUCCAUCAUUCAUCAUUCCACCCUCACCUCUAGUCCGCGCGUUCUUUGGCGACCUCGCAGUCGUCAAUGAACCUGCCUCACCUCGACUCAUAAUUCCUCUUCCUUCCGCCUCUUCAAUUUGAAGAGAACUCUUUCCGCUAAAUGCCUUUCAAGCCUUUCGCACAUCUCGCCCGUGUUAGCCUUGCAAAGGGAAUCGCCCAUACCUACGCUCCUUCCGUUGUUGCUGCUGGUCAGUCUCUCGGUCAAUUUCAAAAUUAUCCCGUCGCCAAAUUCACAAAGACCGCCCAACUCCAACAAGUCUUCUCUGGUCCUUCAGGUUCUGGAGCAGGAGCAAAAGCUGGCCAUGGCUCUCAGUCAGGAAGUGAUGCUGGUUUAGCUCAAUAUUAUGCCGCGUGGCAACAUGCACAACAGACCGGCGAUGAUUCGGACUGGAAACGACACGAGUUCGCCCGUACUAUCGGCUGGAAACAUGAGGACCGCCUGCUUUCCUCAAAGCAUGCUUCUCAACGAGCCACCGAUAGCCUUGUUUCAGUCUCGAGAUUGACAGCAUCCCGUGUCAACAGCGAUCGCCUGCUGCCACAAACCGAAGAUGUUAACGAUGCUUUGGCUGAGGCCGAGGCUCUAGCCAAGGUCGAUGAGGCAAUCGCUCAAGAGAUCCAGGAUGUCAAGGCUUCGGCCGCAGUUGAGGAAAACACAUCUCAUGAAGACGAGGUAGGAACGCCUGCACCUAGCACUCGCAUCUCCACGCCCGUCCCUCAAGAAACAGAAGCAGCCCAGACCGAGUCUUCCAGCUCCUCGCAGCAACUUGUCACGCCACCUACCGAGGUGACAUCUGUUGCUUCUGACGAGUCACUUCUUUCAGAACAGAUUGUCGAGUUGGGCCAACAGCAGCGAUACACCGAAAUCCCUGCUAUUUUCGAGGCGAUAAUCAAGGAAGGCCUGGUGCCGACCAUUGAUGCCUAUAAUCAUAUCCUGUUGUCGGCCAUUCGACUCAGCCGUUCAUACCAACCAUGGCCCCGAGCUCUCGAGGUCUAUGGAGACAUGACCAAACGUGCCGUUGAAUUGAAUGCGACUACUUAUUAUAUUCUCCUUCACUUCCUGGUAGGACGAAGCCUCGAGGCAUACCAAGUUCAAAAGACCCUGGGUGGUCGUGCCACUCGCUAUGGCAGCGAGGGUGCUCUGGUCCUGCCCUCGGCAACGAGCCAGCUUCAGUUGUAUUCUGCAGAUACAUCACUCACUUUUGCCACCAAGCUCUACAACAUUGCGCGGGGUACUCUCGACGAUUUCCGCCUUCCAGCACCAUUGUACAAUGCUCUUGUCAAGGCUUGCGCCCAAAAUGGCCUUGUUGAUGCUAUGAACAUUCUUCUUGCCGAUAUGGAGUCUCACCAAAUUGCACUCGACACCCGAUUGUACACAGCUGUCAUCGAUGCUCAGGCUUCCAAGCAAGACAUCCAUGCCGCCCAAUCCCUAUACGAGCAAUACCGAGAUCUCGCCAUCAGCCGGUCUGCUAAUGAUCCUCUGGACAUGCAAGUCUAUGCUUCUUUGAUCAAGGCUUAUUAUGCCUGUGGACUUGCUGACACGGGCAUUCGAUUCUACGAAAAGAUUUUGCAGUCCUUCAAGGGAUCUUCCAACGAGCAGGUGCUCUCGGAGCAUUUGACCUCAGCCUUCAUUCUAAAUGGGGUUGUACAACACCAUAUCGACAACAAGGAAUUUUCUUCUGCGAUGGCGAGCGUCAAAGGCUACGCCCUUGAACCGACUGUUCGUGACCAGGCCUUCUCCACAAUCGCUGUGGCUGCUGCUGAUGCCGAUGUUGCAACUGAUGCUUUGUCGGCUUACGAAGCAGUCAAUGUCAACAACUUGAACAGUGAGACAGUCAUGGCUCUUGUGUCGAUGCACGUUAGGGGCAGAAAUGUCUCUGCGGCGAUCGAGGCAUGGACCAAGGCACGAUCAUUGCCCUUGAUCCCAACAACAGACUUCGCCACUAUGUACCCUCUCACUCUGAUUGGCAAUGGUUUGGUCGAGGAGGGCAUUGCUGAGGCACGUGAGAUGUUUCAACGCAUUCGCUCGUCAUGUGCCACACCAGCCAGCAGUCAUUUAGCUGGUGCAGAGAUUGAUGAAGCCAUCGUCCUUUUCGGCGAAGCCCUGUCUAAGCAGCAGGCUAUCGUCUCGGCUCCCACCAGCGUUUCGCUUUUGCGAGCCAUGAUCGAAAACGGCGGACUGGUCUCUCCCGUUGCACAGCAUGCCAUUGCGAGCCUUGGUCCUGAUUGCGUCCAUCAACUCAAUGCUCAAGAUAUUGCGUUGGCCCUUCAUGUGCAGGCACAGAUGUUGGCUACCGGCGGUUCGGCAGACAUUGCCCAUCAUGCCCGCUUUUCUCACCUCUUGGAAACUGUUCUCAACCGAGCCAUUCUCAUGGAUCCAUCGACUGUGCACAUUGUCACACAGAGCCUGCCAAAACUUGCUGAUACCCGUCCCGACCUAAUCCAGCGUUGGCAAGAGUUUGUCCACCCGAGCCCACCUGCUUCGGUCCAUGUUCAAGCUCAGUCACCGCAUACCCCUCAUUCAGUGGCCGCCGACACGAUUGCGCCAGCAGACACAUUUGACCCGUAUGCACACAAUACGGAUUAUCGAGCUUCCAAGGCCAUCUCAGAUCUAGUUGAAAGCACCACUGGUCGCCUCGAGAACCACAUCAGCGACAGUCUCGGUAGAUUGAGAAAUGUUCGCCGCGCCGGCCGACAUUUGCACUAUUCUGGAUAUGCCAAACUGAUCACUGCUGCUGGUAAAGCCAAGCAAGCCAACCAGGUUCACGAAAUCCUCAGCAUGGCACAUGCAGAUGUGCCCAUGGCGCUUCAAAUCCCCUCUGUUCGAUCUGGUUGGAUCUCGAUCCUUGACGCCAUGGUGGCAGCUUGUUUGACUGUGGGCCAACGUGAACAAGCCACCAAGUUCCACCAAGAUCUCCUGGAGAUGGGUGCGGCGCCGUCAGCAAACACCUUUGGUAUCUACAUCACCACCCUAGAAGGAACUUUUGAUGAGGCGACUGAAGCCGUCAAGAUCUUCCAGCGUGCUUUGUCUGAAGGCGUCACUCCCAGUGUCUUCUUGUACAAUGCUGUGAUUGGCAAACUUGGAAAGGCUCGACGCAUCGACGAUUGCCUGCGAUACUUUGGCGACAUGGAAGGUCGUGGUAUUCGUCCCUCGUCUGUCACUUACGGUACCCUUGUGAACGCUCUGUGCCGUACAAGCGAGGAACGGUUCGCUGUGGAUAUGUUUGACGAGAUGGAAGCAGCGCCCAAUUACAGACCUCGACCAGCACCGUAUAACUCGAUCAUCCAAUACUUCCUCAACACCAAACGCGACCGAACCAAGGUCUUGGAGUAUUACGAGCGAAUGAAGUCCAAGUCGAUCAAGCCAACCUCUCACACCUACAAACUCUUGAUCGAAGCAUAUGCUUCGCUCGAGCCUGUCAAUCUUGGUGCUGCAGAAAGCUUGCUCACGGAAAUGAGGCAAAUCGGUAUCCAACCUGAGGCUGUUCACUACGGAUCUUUGAUUCAUGCCAAAGGCUGUGUGCUUCACGAUAUGGAGGGAGCCAGGGCACUUUUCGAAUCGGUUGUUACAGAAGGCGCGAUUCGGCCAACAGACACUCUAUACCAGAACUUGCUCGAGUCGAUGGUUGCCAACCACGAGGUUGCCAGAACACCCGAGGUGGUCGAGGAUAUGAAGCGUCAUGGGAUCUCGAUGACUCCGUACAUUGCCAAUACUCUGAUUCAUGGAUGGACUAGCGAAGGCAAUAUUGCCAACGCCAAGUCAGUCUACGACAGCAUUGGAAUGGCGAAGCGAGAGCCCAGUACAUACGAAGCCAUGACACGAGCCUUCUUGUCCGGCGAAGACCGGAUUGAGGCGAAUGCUGUGGUGCAAGAGAUGAUGCGAAAGGGGUAUCCUUCUGCGGUGACGGAGAAGGUACUUGCUUUGAUUGGAGGCAUCACGGUUUAAGGUGGUGGAGUGAAUUUCCUGACUCGAGCGUGGCCAAUUCUGGCUUGCCUCGAGGCAAAUUUGUUUCUUUUGUUCAUGACGAUACCCAGUUUUAUGUGAGCAGCAUUGACGCUGACUCGUACGGCCUCGGCGUUGAUUUAGUGGGUGAGUGAUCUGUGGAGUAUCGAUCGCGACGUUGGAUGAAACGUCAAACAGCGGUCUGGGAUCACAUCAGAGACGAGGCAUCACGCGGAAGAUGGUGGGAUUCUAGCCGGGCGCUGGACAACGCUUUGUGAGAUUUCUGGGCGGAGCAUUGGAUGCAUGUACCAACAGAACACAAAAGCUACACUCUACUCGACACUAUAUAGAAGAUCUAGGGGGGUCUAGAUACAGAGAUCUUGGAAAAAAGAUCUCGGCCGGGUCCAGGUCGUGGACUGGCCAGACAGUUGGCUAGAGGUACAGCCGACUGACUUUACGAGGAGGAUGGAGAAUUCAACUCCUAUAGUAUAGUUGAAACCCCCCAAUAUAAUGCAUCUUUGGAAAUAA